CGGCGAGUAGACGAGAAGUUGUGUUGUGUUGAGUUGUGUUGAGUUGAGUUGAAGAAAGAAAUCGCAAGAGCAAGGCCGUCCGCGCUUAAUAUAUCGUGCUCUCUGAUCCAAGCCCAACGAAUUUAUUUAUUUUUCGAGAAAAAUUCCCAGAAAAUAAAAAAUAAAAUAAAAUAAAACCGAACGGGAAGCCGCAAAGUAAAAUUCAAAAUUCAAAAUUCGAAAUAAUAAAAUAAUCAAUAGACAAUAAUGGUGAGACUUAUUAAGGGCAUCCCUGUCGAGUUCCAGCAGGCGGGCUCCACUGCAAACCGAACGGAGGGAGACGAACGACGUCAGUCUCUUACGCUAGCGUUGCGCUCGUCCUGGGGCCGGUGGGCUGCCAUAUGGCCUCUCCCCAAACGGCAAUCCCAGGGAACUUUUCGAGAACUUCUUCCCGUCCUUCAUUCGUGCUUCUCCCGCUUCACCGCCGAAGGAAGGCCGUCUUUUUUGCCUCCCCCUUUUCGCGUCCCACUGAUCAUUUCCCGAGGUCCUGAAAGAGGCCAUCGGAUAUCCAAAACAGAGCCCACAGGGCAAAUCAGAGCGAUCAGGGGGGUGCCCACGGCCCACCGGACCUGUUGAUGACCUACCUCUUUUUCUGCGUGGUUCUUUCAGCUUCUGCCUGGUUUGCACCAAAGGAGCCGUA
Messenger RNA from Aspergillus versicolor CBS 583.65, 679 nucleotides. RefSeq lists its product as uncharacterized. Lineage: Eukaryota; Fungi; Ascomycota; Eurotiomycetes; Eurotiales; Aspergillaceae. The record is from RefSeq and is a predicted model, not a curated record. Bases 247 to 615 code for a protein of 122 amino acids. The transcript has a single exon.